Messenger RNA from Ramularia collo-cygni, 1749 nucleotides. RefSeq names its product related to dityrosine transporter. The record is from RefSeq and is a predicted model, not a curated record. Bases 1 to 1749 code for a protein of 582 amino acids. Gene Ontology annotation, biological process: transmembrane transport; intracellular polyamine homeostasis. Lineage: Eukaryota; Fungi; Ascomycota; Dothideomycetes; Mycosphaerellales; Mycosphaerellaceae. Gene Ontology annotation, molecular function: polyamine transmembrane transporter activity. The transcript is spliced from 3 exons.
AUGGCCAAAGAAGAAGACGGAGACGACGAUAUGCAACGAGAUCCUCCCGGGACAGAGAUGAUGAAGACCGAAACCCAUUCUUCCUCGGAAGACGAAGAGCAAAACGUCGGACUCUCAAGAAACGCCAAUAUGUCCACGCGUAAUUCAGAAGAGUCUCAGCGAACAGAGAACGAUGUUCAUGACCACCAACUGCCGCCUCAUAGAAUUCGAAGUCGUGCACAAUCUUCAGUGCGAUCAGUCAGACCACCUGCCGUCACAGUCUCUCGAGCAGAGCGCCGUGGUCUCUUCGCAAGGUUAUGUUUCAUCGACGAAGUUACGAAYGCUUGGGACUAUAGCCGCAAAAUGAAGUGGCUGAUCACCGCCAUUGUCGCUGUAGCUGGCGCUGCUGCGCCCAUGGGCUCGGCCAUURUCCUACCAGCACUCGUCGAUAUCACCCGGGAGUUCAACAGUACUCCUACCGUGGUCAAUCUUUCCGUUGCAAUGUACAUGCUCUCCAUGUCCAUCUUUCCGCUUUGGUGGUCUAGCUUUUCCGAGACUCUAGGGAGACGGACGAUCUAUGUGGUAUCGUUCUUUCUCUUCCUGGUAUUCAAUGUUCUUUCCGCUGUAUCUGUCAACAUUGGAAUGUUCAUAGUAAUGAGAGUACUUUCUGGUGGUGCAGCAGCAAGUGUGCAAGCCGUCGGUGCAGGAACCAUCGCGGAUUGCUGGGAGACUAGAAUGCGCGGCAAAGCCAUGGGCAUCUUCUAUCUAGGACCUCUUUGUGGACCGCUUCUAUCACCCAUAAUCGGCGGUGCCCUUACCCAGGGGCUAGGCUGGCGAUCCACGCAGUGGUUCAUUUCAAUAUUCGCCGUGAUCUUGUUCGUUGCUAUUGUGCUACUCCUCCCAGAGACACUCAGGCAGAGAAAGUCUCUAGCAUCCGAGGCCGAAGACGAAGCGGCCGAGAAGGUCGAGGCAAGACCUGGACUUGAGCGAACGACAACGGGGCAAUCCGUGAAAGUGAAAGCAAAGAAAUACAGCGUGAUGGCACKCCGUGCCUUCGUGGACCCUCUUCGCAUCAUUCUGUACCUCCAAAUUCCAGCGGUCGCUGUACUGAUCGCGUACGCUGCCAUCACUUUUGCAUCCCUGUAUGUACUUAACAUCUCUGUCCAGCAGACAUUCUCAGGGGCUCCUUACAACUACUCGAGCAUCAUCGUUGGGGUGUUAUACAUCCCCAAUAGUGCUGGUUACUUCAUCUCCAGCAUUUUCGGCGGGAGGGCAGUAGAUCGCAUCAUGCACAGGGAAGCUAAGAAAGCCGGGAGAUAUGACGAGAACGGUCGCCUCAAGUUCAUCCCCGAGGACAGGAUGAAGGAGAACGCUUGGCUAGGUGCUAUAAUGUUCCCAUGCGCACUGAUCGCAUACGGCUGGCUCGCUCGCUACCACGUGAACGUGGCAGCACCCAUGAUCGCCAACUUCUUUUUUGGCGUAGGGAGCAUGCUGAUCUUUUCUCUUGUCACCACGAUGCUCACGGAGUUCAUGCCGAGGAAGAGCAGCCAUGGUAUUGCUCUCAAUAACUUUGUGAGAAACAUCUUCUCGUGUGUUGGGACCAUUGUGAGCGAACCCUUGAUCGUUGCCAUUGGAAAUGGCUGGCUCUUCACUGGACUCGGUGUCAUCACUCUUGUGACGGGUUGCUUGACCAUUUGGGCCAUGAAGCAAUUUGGUCCACACUGGAGAGUGUCGAUGGAUAAGCAGCUGAUGAGAAUAGCCGGCGAUUGA